CUUGUCUGAAUAUAAAUUUUUGUUCGGAGGGUGGUAAUUCCGCGAUUAGUGCUAAAGGGUGGGCAGGCGUCCGAGAUAGGCACGCAGUGUGUGUCGCUGUUUCGGUAGUUCUGACAGCUUGAACGUUGUCUUGGGGGUCCGAGCCUGCCCUUAUUUCAGCGAGGAUCAAAACGGAGGUGCCGAUUGCCAUGGCGACAGGUUUAAAGACUUGGCUUACUUUUUAGUCUCCUCCCCCUCAGACGCUUAACGAGCCUAGGCGGCAUCAAGCCUUAAUCUGCCCCCUUCGCUCUGUUCGGGACUGUAUGACUGGAUUCCAGAAUUGGUUCGGUUUGAAAGGAAAGGUUUAUCGUUUGCCUCAACGUACCUUGGCAAGCAUACAGUGGGAAAAGGUCAACCUCUUCUCCAAAGCACCUGAGGGCAGGACAAGAAAUAAGGAUGGAAACCUAUCAUGGAGAGAUCCAACCUAGAACUAAGGAAAAAUUACCUGACAGUGAGAACAAUUAACCAGUCGCACCGCUUGCCUUAAUAAAAGACAGUUUUAUUUUAAGAAACAUCCACAAUGAGUGACAAAAAAGAAACCAGUGAAUCUACAGACACGGGAGAUACCACAGAAGGUGGUGACUAUGAGGAUGAUUUUGAGAAAGACCUUGAGUGGCUAAUUAAUGAAGAAGAAAAAGAAAUUUCUGAUGAUAUACAGAAUCAUGAUGACAAUGAAAAGGAUUUUGAAACUAACACUGACAAAGACUUAGAGGAUAGAAAAAAUCCUUCACAAGAUUCUCUUGAGCCUGAAGAAAUACUGAAGGAUGAGGAACGAAAUUCUUCACAAGAACCUCCUGAGCCUGAGGAAGCCCUAAAUGAUGCAUCACAAAAUGAAAUACAUUCUAUAUUUGAACUUGAUCCUAAGGCAUUGGAACCAGUAUCUGAUACAGAUAGCGAAAGCUCCGGUCAGGAAUCAAGGCUAGAAGACAAGGAGGAAGACGAUGAAGAUAUAAAGCGUUAUAUCUUAGAAAAAAUUGAAGAAGCUAACAAACUUCUGUUGAGUCAGGAGCCUUUAGAUGAAACAAAAGAAAGAAAACUAAAAUUCAAUGAUAGUAUAGUAGAACUAGAAGUACCAUCUUUGAUAAAUGCAGAAGCAGAUAAAAAUGAUCCUUACAGAGAACAAAACAUUGCAGGUAGGCUGUCUCAGUUGCGUAUUUCUAAUGAAACAGGACAGGAAGAUAUAUCUCUGUCCAUCAAUGGUAGUAUGGAUGAUGAGCACAAGGAUGGCAAGAUCCUAGUAGAAAGAGAUGGGAAGUUUGAACUCUUGAGUAUCCGUGACAUUGAAAGUCAAGGCUUAUUUCCUCCUCUGAGUAUUUCUUUCAGUGACAUUGAAACUCAGCAUGUUUCUCCUAAAAGUUCGUAUGCUAGUGCUUUUGGUGCAAAAGACGAGUCCUUCUUGCAAACGCCUAUAACAUCUUGUUCUCCUUGCAAAGAAAGAUAUUUUUUUUUCCCUCAACCACCACCUAUUCGACCAAGCUCUGCCAUCAAUAUUACGAGGAAUAUAGAAAGGGGAAGGAGCCCACGCAGGGUCCAGUCAGCAAAAGUGAGCCUUGAUAUAAGAAGUUCUACAUUCUGUUUAUCACCCAGGCAAAAAGAGCUACAGAAACAAAUAGAGAAAAGAAGAGAGAAAAUAAGAAGAGAGGAAGAAAACCAAAAAAAGAUGUUGGAAGAUGAAAAAAAGAGAGAAAAUGAUAGAGUCUUCCAGGCUUGGCUGCAAAAGAAAAAAGAUCAAAUGCUGCAGGAGAAAAGAGUUCAGCGUGCCAAAGAAAUAGAGAACUUAAAUAGCAGGGAGAAUAGAAAUCCAGAUGAUGCUUUCAAGUUGUGGCUUAAAAGAAAACAGCAGGAACAAAUUAAAGAAAAACAGAUACAAACCCUGAAAGAGCAAGAAGAGGGUAUGUUCUUCCUUCCAAGAACAGUUGAAAAUGACAAAGCUUAUAAACAAUGGCUAAGAAGGAAGAGACGUGAGAAGCGAGAAGAGCAACUAAUUGCUAGAGAACGAUCAAAACAGUUUAGGCAAGAAGCCAGAAGAGCAAAGCAAAUAGAAAAUAUUAUCCAUUCAAUUUCUGAACCAAAGUCCCUUCGCUUUACAGAUUAAUACUGCUGAGAUUUAGAGGCCCUGGAUGCCUCUUGUGUGUUCCAGAAUAUCUUGCAUAGCUUUGAGAUUGCCUGUUGGAAGUGGUUUCUCUUCUGGAAUAUUUUGAAAUCCUUCAAUAAUGGCUUAAUUUUCUCUUAGUAAUUUUUCCCCAUCUUAAACUUGGAAUAAUUAUCUAUUUGUGAAUAGAUCGGGAUUGCCUUCUCAGUUCUAUAAAACUUACAUAUAAUAAAUACUCCUACUGCAA
Crotalus tigris (Tiger rattlesnake) is the source of this 2378-nucleotide messenger RNA. RefSeq names its product coiled-coil domain containing 181 (gene CCDC181). The coding region runs from base 560 to 2134 and encodes 524 amino acids. The transcript has 6 exons. NCBI's taxonomy places the organism in Eukaryota, Metazoa, Chordata, Lepidosauria, Squamata, Viperidae. Gene Ontology annotation, molecular function: microtubule binding. The record is from RefSeq and is a predicted model, not a curated record.